Messenger RNA from Staurois parvus, 322 nucleotides. NCBI's taxonomy places the organism in Eukaryota, Metazoa, Chordata, Amphibia, Anura, Ranidae. The record is from the annotation of a GenBank genome assembly.
UAGGAGAAGGAGGGUGCCUGGUGCGGGGGUGAGAUAGUGGAGGACCAGUGUUUGGGGAGAUAUCCCCAAAGGUUAGGAGAAGAAGGAGGGUGAGGAAAGUAAGAUGGGAGCGGGAUGUACACGAGCGCACAUGCCUUCCAGUCCUGGUGUUUGGGUCAGCAGGAGAGUGAAGUAUCAGCAGGAGGUGAUGAGAGCAGUAGUAGGGAGAUGGUAGAUGUGAGGGUGAGAUGUACAAGUUUUGGGGUGGAAAUAUAGAUAAAAGACGUCACAGUGACUGUGAAAGAGGACGGACGGGACCAUGGAGGAAGAGGACGGACGGGAC